UUGGAGCUGGCUGUGCAACGUGGGCUUUCAUUUAUUAUAUUGUUUCCAGCCUACUAUCUUUACACAUUCUGUUGUGCUGCUGCAAAUAAGAAUCUCAUUGUUUUAUCUGGGACAUAUGACAAUAAAACACUCUUGAUUCUCAGACGUAUUUAAAAACAAAAACUUUCCGUGAGCAAACUUCUCAUCGAGUCAGUGUGGAAACAGGCCCUUCGGCUCAACUUGCCCACACCGGCCAAUGUCCCAGCCACAUUAGUCCCACCUGCCUGCGCUUGGUCCAUAUCCCGCCAAACUGGUCCAAUUCAUGUACCUGUCUAACUGUUUCUUAAAACGUUGGGAUAAUCCCAGCCUCAACUACCUCAUUGUGUCCUCUGAUCUAUUGCAGGUUGUGUCCACAUCAUGGCCAUGUCGGGGGAUAUUACGGAUCAGAUACAAAAUGAUCUAUUAAACUGCAAGAUCUGCCUCAGUAGGUUCAUACAGCCCAAGAUGCUGCCUUGUGCUCACACCUACUGCCAGGGGUGCCUGGAGAAGAUGGUUAGGUCAGACCGGAAGGUGCAGUGCCCGGAGUGCAGGGAAGAGUUUGACGUGAGAGGUGGGGUCAGCAAACUCAAGACCAACUUUCACAUUAACAGUCUGAUGGAUAUCAUCAAGAGCAAGGAGAAUGAGAAGGUGGUCUGCAGUUGGUGCGCGACAGCUGGUCUCAGCGAGAUUGCCGCCGUGGCUCGGUGUAAAACCUGCCUCAAGUGCCUCUGCCCGCCUUGCAAGCUCACCCAUGGGACUGCCAACCCGCGCCACGUGCUGGAGGAUCUGCCCGGUUACGUCGCCGGCCCUUGCGAGGCAGAGACAAAGAUGCAGAAGAUGAUCUACUGCCAGGGCCACCCAGGAACCCUGGUGGACCAUCUCUGCAACACCUGCAACAGCGUGAUCUGCAGCAGUUGUUCCUCGCAUGCCCACGCCAGGCACUCGAAGGUGUCCCUGGCCAACGCAGGGGCCACAGCUAGACCCACGGUGAUGAAUCUCAUGGAGAGACUGAAGACUGACAUGCAGUCGCUGGUCCAACAGGAAGACGACAUCGUCCAGGCAAUGGAGGGGAUGAAGGCGACGGAAAGAUCACUGAUGUCUAUGAUAGAGUCCACCCUGGCCGAGGUCAUAAACAACUUGAUAAAACAUGGCGACACCAUCAAGGACACGCUCUCCAGUUACGUCAGGGAGCAGGAAGAAUUGUACAAGGUCGCGCGGGAUGAUAUUCAGCUCAAGAUCAAGAAGGCGAAGGACACCAGGGAAUUUUCCCAGGGGGUCCUGGGUUCCGGUAAAAUGAGGGAAAUAGUCUGCCUGCGGUCCGUCGUGGAAGAACAGAUCGAUGGACUCCAAGCGCCGAGGGUCCCGGACGACAAGAAGACCCGCCCCAGCCUGACCGUCAACGAGUCGCUCAAGAGCAUGCUGUCUCACUCCAACCUUUUCAGCCUCACCUUCGGUGAAGAAUCGGCCGCCAAGGCAGUGGCCGUUCCAGCAAAAAGCCCGCAGGCCUACACUCCCCUCCCCCAACCCAGGCAGAGGGCGUGGAAUCUACAUUGGUUCAACACAGAGCUGGGUGGUGACCAGUACGAUCCGGCGCUGACGGGCGUUAGCGUCUCCAACGACGGCAUCAUCGUGGUGGCGGACGAAGACAAUUCCCUUCUGAAAUGCUUCACCGACGACGGGCACCUCACUGCGACCAUCUCACUGCCGGACAAUAACGCACAUCCAUGCAGUGUUGCCAUCUUUGACGACACCAUCGCCUGCUCGUCUGGGAACCGGCUGUACAUGCUGGACAUGGACGGGACUUUGCUGAGGAAGCUUUUCCUCCGCGGCUACGAGUCCGUCUACCCCCUCGCCGCCUACAGGGAUGAAUACGUGGCUGUGAGUGAGGGGUCCAUGUGCUCCCUCUCCCUGUACAACAGCAACGGGCAGGUGGUCGACAGGGUGAAGCCGUACGGCUACGAGGGGGGGCGGUUCCUCUUCCUCGCCAUCAACAGCGACGAGCAGUUCAUCGUGGUCGACUGCGGCAAGAAGUGCAUCCUGAUCUUCGACAGGGAUGGCUACAUCUUCACCACCUGUGACCAGGUCACCAUGAACGGGGUGGGUCAGGCGAUCUGUCCCUACAGCAUCUGCACGGACAAAGACGACAAUAUUAUGGUCACCGAGUGGAACCGGAUCCUCUUGUUUUGGCCCAACGGGAACUUCAGGGAGGAGCUGCUGACCGUCGCCAACGGCCUUCACAAACCACGUGUCAUCACCGUCGACAAUUACAACAACCUGGUCGUCACCCAAGGCAACGGGUUCAUCACCAUAUACCAGCUGGACCUCUCUUAGUGCAUCGGUGACAGGAGCACAACUAGACCACUCGGCCCAUCUAGUCCACUCCGCCCUUUGAUCUCUCAUUCCCUCCCAACCCCCUUCUCCUAACCUCUCCCCAUCACCCCUGGCACCCGUACUAAUCAGGAAUCUAUCUGUUUCUGCCUUGAAAAUACCCAUUGACUUGGCCUCCACAGCCUUCUAUGGCGCAGCGGGUAUGGAGUUUGCAGGUUCUCCCUGCGACCGUGAGGAUUUCCUCCCACAUCCCAAAGACGUGCGGGUUUGUAGGAUGAUCGGCCCACUGGAGAUUGCCCCUAGUGUAUAGGAAGUGGAUGAGAAUUUGGGAUUACAUAGAACUGGUGUGAACAUGUGAUCGAUGGUCAGCAUGGACUUAGUGCUUUUAGUGACAUGGGCAGGCAUGUGGAUAUGCUGGAAAUUGAGGGAUAUGGGCCAUGUACAGAUAGAUUAGAUUACUAUAUUUUGGCAUCAUAUAUUUCAACAUCAACCCUGCCUUCUGUGGCAAUGAAUUCCACAGAUUCACCACCCUCUGACUAAAGAAAUUGAUCCUCAUCUCCUUCCUUUUUAUCGGAGGCUGUGGCCUCUGGUCUUUGACUCCCCCACUCAUGGAAACGUCCUCUCCACAUCCACUCUCUCCAGGCCUUUCACUAUUUGGUAAGUUUCAAUGAGCCCCCCCCCCCCCCCAACAUCCUUGUAAACUCCAGCGAGUACAGGCCCAGUGCCAUCAGAUGCUCAUCAUACGUGAACCCAUUCAUUCCUGGGAUCAUUCUUAUAAUCAUCCACUGGACCCUCUCCAACGCAUCCACAUCCCACCUUGGAUGUGGGGCCCAGAACUACGACGAGCCACCACCAUCAUUCCACCAUCUCGAUCGUGGCUACAGCACAUGACAAAAGGUGCAACGGUAGAGUUGCUGCCUCACAGCGCCAGAGACCGGGAUUCAAUCCUGACCUCGGGUGCUGUCUGUACAGAGUUUGCACGUUCUCUCCCUGACCUGCGUGGGUUUUCACCUGCUCCUCCAGAUUCCUCCCACACACCAAAGAUGCACGAGUUUGCAGGUUAAUUGACUUCUGUAAAUUGUCCCUAGUAUGUGUAGGAUAGAACUAGUGUACGGGUCACGAAUGGUUAGCACAGACCCGUUGGGCCGAAGGGUCUGUUUCCACACUGUAUCUCUAAACCAAAUGCAAUGUUAGUGAUUACUGACCAAGUCUUGGUUAAAGUCCACAUUGAACUUUGAUUAAGUCUCGACCCGAAAAGUCACCAAUUCCUUUUCACCAGAGAUGCUCUCUGACCCGCUGAGUUACUCCAGAUUUUUGUGUCUCUCUGUAUUUGAUUAGCUCUCUCAAGCAUGGCAGUUACCAAUUAAUCUAGUCAUAUUUCUGAUUUAUGUUUAUAGUGAAUAGAAGAGCUUAUCAAAAUGUUGUUUUCAUACAAGCAAAAAACAUAACUAAUCAUUCCAUUCGAUCCAAUCUCUUGUUUGCCUCAAUGUGCUCUUUCGUUGCUGUAAUUAGAAAAUUAAAUAAACAUUUAUGAAGUUCUUUAACAUCA
Messenger RNA from Leucoraja erinaceus (little skate), 3895 nucleotides. Its product is annotated as E3 ubiquitin-protein ligase TRIM56-like. The transcript has a single exon. Gene Ontology annotation, biological process: positive regulation of DNA-templated transcription. The record is from RefSeq and is a predicted model, not a curated record. Bases 397 to 2349 code for a protein of 650 amino acids. Gene Ontology annotation, molecular function: ubiquitin-protein transferase activity; zinc ion binding. NCBI's taxonomy places the organism in Eukaryota, Metazoa, Chordata, Chondrichthyes, Rajiformes, Rajidae. Gene Ontology annotation, cellular component: nucleoplasm; chromatin.